Messenger RNA from Nannospalax galili (Upper Galilee mountains blind mole rat), 150 nucleotides. RefSeq names its product 60S ribosomal protein L39-like. The transcript has a single exon. Lineage: Eukaryota; Metazoa; Chordata; Mammalia; Rodentia; Spalacidae. Gene Ontology annotation, molecular function: structural constituent of ribosome. The record is from RefSeq and is a predicted model, not a curated record. The coding region runs from base 1 to 150 and encodes 49 amino acids. Gene Ontology annotation, cellular component: cytosolic large ribosomal subunit; ribosome. Gene Ontology annotation, biological process: translation.
AUGUCUUCUCACAAGACUUUCAGAAUCAAGCAAUUCCUGUCCAAGAAACAAAAGCAAAAUCGUCCUAUUCCCCAGUGGACUCAGAUGAAAACUGGUAACAAAAUCAACUUUGCGAGAAGACACUGGAGGGGAACCAAGCUGGGUCUGUGA